Scutellospora calospora is the source of this 299-nucleotide messenger RNA. The record is from the annotation of a GenBank genome assembly. NCBI's taxonomy places the organism in Eukaryota, Fungi, Glomeromycota, Glomeromycetes, Diversisporales, Gigasporaceae.
AUUAUAACUUUAAUGAAUAUAUCGCUGAAAUAGAGGAAUUAGAAUGUAAUGAAAUGCUUAAUUUAGAUAUGCAAAUUUUUGAAAUUAAUAGUUCUAAUAUCGAUAUUGAUGCUAAUGAAACUUGCGAUGAAACUAACCAAGUUGAAGAUUUUACAAUAGAAAUUGAGAAAACUAAUUUCAAAAAUUGUAGUUUUGUAUUUGCACCAAAAACAAGCACAACAAGUAUUCAAGAUCAUUUGAUUAAACAUAAAUUAUUAGAGAAAAAAGCUAUAAUGAAAAUAUAUUCUAAAAAAGAACAA